Rotaria sp. Silwood2 is the source of this 1167-nucleotide messenger RNA. Lineage: Eukaryota; Metazoa; Rotifera; Eurotatoria; Philodinida; Philodinidae. The record is from the annotation of a GenBank genome assembly.
AUGUAUUCUAGUGACAAUCAAUACACGUUAACAACUGCUCAACCUUCGUAUCACCCAGAGGCACUAACUGAUGGUCAUUUAAUGCGAUGGCCACGAUUUGGAAUAAAAGAAGCCAUUUUCAGAGGUCGAUCCUAUACUCUCACUAAUACUUGUCCUACAGAUUCGGCAUUAUUUGCAUUAUAUUUUAUAUAUAAAAUUGAUAUUAAUAUUGCUGGGGAAUUAAAUGAUGCGCCCGAAACAUCAGCAUAUUCAACACUUGUUAAAACUUUUCGUACAGUUGAAAAAGAAGGUUGGGAUGCUGCUCGUCUUAGCUGGUUGCACGAGCAUGGUAUCUUACAACAUGUCGCUGAGAAAAAAAGUCUUUUUGGCUCAGCAGACAAACAAGUAUUUCGUUUUCUUACGUGUGAACAACAGCAUUCUUCUCAAAUUGAAUGUUCAAGAGUUCAAUGCAAAAAAAGAAGACGUAAUCGAACAAACACAGAAUUGUGUCUUUUCACCUUUGAAGAUUACAUUCGAGAUUUUAAUAAUGAAACUACCGAUGCUUGUGAUAUAAUGAUGGCACGAUCUGAUGAAAUAACUACAGAAGAAGCACGUGAAUAUAAAUAUCGAAGUGUUACAAUGCUGACAACUGAUGGACAGCCAGACGAACAUGCAUGGGUAUGUAAUGCCACUGCUCAUGUCUCUGUGGCUACUUUUACACAUAGUCAUCCGCCGAUUAUCAUAGUUAACAUCAGAUAUUUACCAAAAAAUAAAAAAGGAUCUGAUGAUGAUUGUCCUCAAUUACUUGACUUAAAACGUGAGAUAAAAAUCAAUUCUAUAAAAUUUAUAGUAAUUAUGAGCAGUACGUCGAAUAUGAAAUUUCAAACAAAAACACCACCACCACCAUUAUUCCUCAUAACACCACCACACCUCUUGUCACCACCACCAUUAUUCCUCAUAACACCACCACACCUCUUGUCACCACCACCAUUAUUCCUCAUAACACCACCACACCUCUUGUCACCACCACCAAAAAUAUUGUUGAUAAAGCUAAAAUGGUCUUGGGUAACAAUUAAAUCACCGGCAGAAUAUGAACGUCGUCGACGAGGAACAAAUGAAGAAGUUACUUCAAAUGAAAAUUCGCCACGUAUUGAAGAAGUAUAUAAUUCAAUAGAUUCCAUUGUAUAA